CUGCUGAGUUCCCGCCUCUAUCUCCGCCCGGCGCCAAGCAGAGGGAGGCGGAGGAAAGAGAAGAGCAGAGAAGCGGCGCUGCAGCGAGGGCAGCCGCAGCAAAAGAAAGGGAGUUUUGUCCUCGCUGCUGCUGCUGCGCCCGGCCUCUGAGCAAGCCACCAUGGCCGCUGCUUGCCUCAGGCCGAAGGCGGGCUGCGAAGCGCGAAAGGCAGCCGCGGCCGCAGGAGGAGCAAACGCCCAGCAGUGACCAGCCUCCUUCUCUCUCCCUCGUCCAGGCCGCGUCCUCCGGCGUCGCGCUGAGGGGGCGCCGCUCCGCCUUGCCGUCGCCCCUCACUUUCCCCUCGGCAGCGGAGGCGGUACCAGCAUCAUGUGGGGGAGGCUUCUCUCCGACAUCGGGCAGAACGAGGACUACCGAAUAGAACCCUGGAGCAUAGGGUUCAAUUCCCUGUUAAGUCUAUGGCUGAGCAUGGUGGCCCUAAGAGAAUCACUAUCUUGCAGCUUCAGGUUCCUAAUUGUAAAAUGGGAGUAAUAGUGACUGUUCUUCAAAAGGUAUCGGAAGACUGUAAUACUGAAGGUCCAGAAUGUUCUUCAUCAGGAUGGUUUUCGGGUACUGAUUCUCUGUGGCAAGCCACAGCAGGUCCACCCAGCCGCCAAAGUACCCAUAUCAGAAGACACAGCAUAGCUUCUGACAGUGGGGACACAGGUGUUGGAACUUCCUGUUCUGAUAGUGUGGAAGAUCAUUCCACAUCAAGUGGUACUUCCUUGUUUAAGCCCAGCCGCUCGUUGGUCUCGAUUCCCACAGCCCAUGUAAUGCCAUCUCAUAUCAACACUUCGCUUUCAAAACAUAGGGAUCCUCUCAAGUCCAACUCUACAAAGUGGAGCACAAGCCUUUUGAGAUCUGCUCAAAGCAGGCAUCAGGGCAUGUUGGACAGCUCUCUCGAUAUGAAAGAUUUGAGGCCUGUAAGGAAGUGGUCAUCGUUGUCUAAACUCAGCACACCUCUUAGUUGUAACCAGGAUGGGGAUGUUUAUUCAGCAGAAUGCAGGACCAACUUGGAUACAAAUGGAAGAGACAAGACUGUUUCACCACAAUUAAGAAAAAGUGGGUCAAAUUGCUUGUACAAUAGUAUGGAACUAUUAAAGUCUGAGGACAGAGAAAAUGGGAAGAAAAAAAAUUCUACUUUGAAUUGCAAAUACAAAUUUGAAAGUUGCAGCAAAGAAGAUUGGGGGGUUCCUGAUGCCUCAAACAGGAGACAUGCCUUAGAUAUGACCUAUAGUGCCUUACCUGAAAGCAAGCCUGCUCCAUUAAACUCUGAAGCUUUUCAUCAAGAAUAUAUAACUUUGGAACCACAGGCUGCAGUUUCCAUUCAGUCUUCUGAGAGGACUCAGAGGUGGCUUACAGAACAAUUUCGUACAAACCCUCCAGAAUCCAGGCCUUCUGAGGAAUCAUAUAGCCUAUCUCCUUGGCAGUUACAGCAACUUGAAGGACUUAGAACAGGAAGUGAACAUCUGCAGGUUCUGGGUGGAUCAUAUCAUCAGAGUUAUCCAGCUACAAACUUUCAGGACUAUAAUAAUUGGGAGUCCCUGAUGAAAAUUAAAGAAGGGCUGUUAAGGCAAAAAGAAAUUGUGAUUGAUCGGCAAAACCAGCAAAUUAACCUUCUGUAUCAGAAAAUAAGAGAGAAUGAACUACGAGCUCAACAAGCAAGAUUAGGGCACAUUGUAAAUUGUGAAGAAUCAUACAUGAAUAGUUUCCAGCCUCAGUAUGAGAAAACAUCAAUGCCAGCUCCAUUUGCAGAGAGAUCUUUGACCCAGUGUGAAAGGGAGCAAGUUAAGCUUGUAUCAGUACAAAAUAAGGAGCUACAGCUCAGUGAGUUUUUGAAAGAAAUAGUAAACAAAUCCAAUGAAGAUAAAAAGAAAAUGGAAGAGAAGCUCAAAACCCGAGACAGGUACAUAAGUAGCCUAAAAAAGAAAUGCCAGAAAGAAUUGGAACAAAAUAAAGAGAAACAGAGACGAAUUGAAACACUUGAAAAAUACCUAGCUGAUUUGCCAACACUGGAUGAUAUUGAGAGGCAAAGUAAAGAGCUACAGGGUCUUGAAGAAAAAAAUAAGCAACUGAAAGCUACUAUGGUUAAGCUAGAAAAGGAAUUGGAAGAAUCUAAGACACAAUGUAAAGAAAAAGAAUUGCAGCUUGUGUGCCAGAAGAAGAAAGAAAAAGAGUUGAUAAUUGCAGUGCAAAGCUUGCAACAGAAAGUAGAAAAAUGUCUGGAAGAUGGUGUCCGCCUUCCUAUGUUGGACGCAAAACAACUUCAGAAUGAAAAUGAAAGCCUCAAAGAAAAAAAUGAGAAGGCUUACAAGGUCAUAGACAAUCAACAAAAUCGGAUCACUGAGAUAUCUUUAGAGAUACAGUCUAUGCAAGAAAAGCUUUUAGAAGGAAAUCUGACAAUUCAGAAACAAAAAAAUGAACUUGAAGAAAAGGAAAAGAGUGUACAGCAGUUAAAGGAGGUACUUCUUGAAAACCAAAGAUUUAUGGAAGAAAAUGAACGUUUAAGAGAACAGAUUCGUCUGAUGGAGCAGUCCAGACAACCGGUGGCUGAAAAGUUACCUGUGGCAGAUCAGUUAUUCAUUGAGAUGUCUCACUGUCUGUUUGACUUGAAAGCACUUUGCAGUAUUCUUACUCACAGAGCUCAGGGCAAAGAACCUAACCUGUCCUUGCUGCUCGGAAUCCAAUCAAUGAACUGUUCCUCUGAAGAUGAGAAGCACCAUAGCACAGAAAGUCUCUCGAAGAAGCUAACAGAGGUUUGUCAGUUACGGAAAGAUAUUGAUGAACUGAGGACUAUAAUUUCAGACUGCUAUGCUCAGGACAUGGGAGAAAAUUGCAUUACACAGUGAUGACACCUUGGCCUCAUACUAACAACUAAGUUAUUAAAUGCUGCUCUGGUUUUAGUUCCUCAUAUUUCUGUUACAAACAAUACUGGAAAGCAAAUGCUGUGCCAGCUGAAAAGGUUUCAUAUGUUUGUGCAUAGUUGAUGCAGGUAAUACGAUCGUCUAUCGAAGAGAUUUUGUGCUGCGGGGAAAAAUCUAAUUUCUUUAAAACUACUGAAUGUAGGUCAAAGCUGUGAAUAAUGUUCUUUUGAAAAUGUUUUUUAUUUCUUUUGUUAUGCUGAUAAAAGAAAAUACAAUGUUUCCUGGAGUAAAAACGGAAUUACCAGAAGAGGGCACUAUAACAGUGGUUCAUCAAGCUUUUAGGAUAGAAGAUCAGGCCUGAGAAUCUUCAUGACAAAGGCAGUUGGAUGUGCUUGGUUAUUUGAACGCCAGGUAUUAGAACUGUGGAUGAAGAUAUAGAGUCCUAACAAAGAUUUUUUUUCUUUUUUUCUUUUUUCUUUUUUUUUUGGAUGAAGAGAGUACUGAUGGUUUGGGCCGUUAGGUAAAAAUUAUAUGCUCUUUAAGGGUUGCAUUCCACGUUUGAUUAUUGUUUUAUUCUGCAGUUCUUGUGUAAUGCAAAGGGGAAAAAAAGAUGAAAAAACAUUCACAUUUCAGGAAGGGAUUCAGACUUAGAAUUUAGUCACCAACUAUUAAGCUCUUUUGCAUUAAUUAGGUUGGGCAAAAUGGUUUAGAUAAAAUAUUUUUUUAAAAAAUCAAAAACAUUAAGUGAUAUUUUCAUAUGUGUGUGCGCGUGUGUGUCCCUAAUAACUAUAAAAAUACGAAUCCCAGGCGUAUCUGUACAAUAAUAGAAAAUCCUCGAAUUCUGGGAAGGAUAUAAACCAGCUGUUUAUUGUUAAAAACUAAAACAAUAAAAACAACUAUUUACAAUACUAAAAGCAACCUAAGCUUUUGCUGGUCCGCUGCCAGCGUCAUCAGAGUGA
Crotalus tigris (Tiger rattlesnake) is the source of this 3860-nucleotide messenger RNA. RefSeq names its product centrosomal protein 85 like (gene CEP85L). Gene Ontology annotation, cellular component: centrosome. The coding region runs from base 457 to 2886 and encodes 809 amino acids. The transcript has 14 exons. The record is from RefSeq and is a predicted model, not a curated record. NCBI's taxonomy places the organism in Eukaryota, Metazoa, Chordata, Lepidosauria, Squamata, Viperidae.